Messenger RNA from Odobenus rosmarus divergens (Pacific walrus), 936 nucleotides. RefSeq names its product zinc-alpha-2-glycoprotein-like (gene AZGP1). Gene Ontology annotation, cellular component: external side of plasma membrane. NCBI's taxonomy places the organism in Eukaryota, Metazoa, Chordata, Mammalia, Carnivora, Odobenidae. The transcript is spliced from 4 exons. The record is from RefSeq and is a predicted model, not a curated record. Gene Ontology annotation, biological process: immune response.
AUGGGCACAGUGGUGUCUGUCCUGCUGUCCCUGCUACUCCUUCUGGGUCCUGCAGUCCCUCAGGAGACCCAAGCUGGGCCUUACUCUCUGAGCUGCUUCUACACCGGGCUGUCCAAGCCCAGGGACGGCUUCCCCAGCUUCCAGGCCACAGCCUACCUCAAUGACCAGGAUUUCUUUCACUAUGACAGUGAAGAUAGGAAAGCCAUACCCUGGUACCCCUGGAGCCAGAUGGAAGGAAUAGAGGACUGAGAGAACGAGAGUGAACUUCAGAAGGCCAGGGAGGACAUCUUCAUGGUGACCCUGAAGGACAUCAUGGACUAUUACAAGGAUACAGAAGGGGCUCACACCUUUCAGGGAAUGUUUGGCUGUGAGCUCUGGAAUAACAAAAGCAGUGGAGCAUUCUGGAGGUAUGCCUAUGAUGGAAGGAACUUCAUCGAGUUCAACAAAGAAAUCCCAGCCUGGGUCCCCGAGGACCCAGCAGCUCUGAACACCAAGCAGAAGUGGGAGGCAGAAAAGGUCUACGUGCUGCAGGCCAAGGCCUAUCUGGAGGAGGAGUGCCCGGCAAUGCUGCGGAGGUACCUACAGUACGGCAAGACCUACCUGGACCGACAAGAUCCCCCCUCCGUGUCCAUCACCAGCCACCGGACCCCAGGAGAAACUCAGACACUCAAGUGCCGAGCCGAUGGCUUCUACCCACGAGAAAUUGAGCUGCACUGGAUUCAGGGGGACGAUACACAGGAGGCUGAGUCGGGGGGAGACGUUGUUCCCAGCGGAAACAGCACUUACCAGUCCUGGGUGGUGAUGUCAGUUUCCCCGCAGGACAGAGCCUCCAGCUCCUACUCCUGCCGCGUGAAGCACAGCAGCCUGGCCCAGCCCCUCACUGUGCUGUGGGCGGGAGCGAGGGCUGAAGGCUCGGAGGGCACCCGGGCGCAGUAG